Molecule: messenger RNA, 786 nt
Organism: Penicillium canariense
Lineage: Eukaryota; Fungi; Ascomycota; Eurotiomycetes; Eurotiales; Aspergillaceae
Product: SDR family NAD(P)-dependent oxidoreductase
Exons: 2
Coding region: 1-786 (261 amino acids)
Molecular function (GO): oxidoreductase activity
Source: RefSeq, a predicted model, not a curated record
AUGUCGGAGCAGAUCCUCGCUGGAAAAACGUGCCUCGUCACCGGCGGAGCUGGUGGCCUGGGCAAGGCUAUCGCGACUCAUUUUCUCGGCGCUGGCGCCAACGUCGUUAUUUGCGAUAUCAACGAGGAACGUCUGCAGCAAGCCUCCGCAGAGCUGUCAUCAAAGGGCCCCCUGCGAGCUAUCAAGUCCGAUCUCACGAACACCAGUGAGGCGCAAUGUCUGUUCGACGAGCUGAUCCGGGAGUUUGGUAAAAUUGAUGUGCUGGUGAACAACGCCGGGAUCAUGGACCAUUUCGCUCCUGUUGGUGACCUGGACAUCGAGCAAUGGGAUCAAGUGAUGGCGCUGAACCUCACCGCACCUAUGAUCUUGAGCAAAUUGGCUGUUCGUAACAUGUUGGAGCAGCCGAAGCCUGAUGGCCGGAUUAUCAACAUCGUCUCUGUCGCUGGCCGUGCUGGAUGGGCCGCCGGUGCCGCCUAUACCGCCAGCAAGCAUGGGCUGGUGGGUUUGACCAAGAAUACCGCCGCUUUCUACGGCAGCAGGGGUAUUCGCUGCAACGCUCUGAUGAUGGGCGCCAUGAAUACCAACAUUGCCGAUGUGUUCCAGACCGGCAUGCACAUGGAAGGUUAUCAGAAGAUGAAUGCCAUUUAUGAGUCUGUGGGCACUCAAACCUGCGACCUGGACGAGGUUGCUGGGUUCUGCGUCAACUUGACCUACGGCAAGGGUGCCAGUAUCAUCAACGGUGCAUGUAUUGCCCUUGAUAAUGGGUGGACUUGCACGGUUAGCUAG